Molecule: messenger RNA, 7064 nt
Organism: Sardina pilchardus (European sardine)
Lineage: Eukaryota; Metazoa; Chordata; Actinopteri; Clupeiformes; Clupeidae
Gene: psme4a
Product: proteasome activator subunit 4a
Exons: 48
Coding region: 272-5815 (1847 amino acids)
Biological process (GO): proteasomal ubiquitin-independent protein catabolic process
Cellular component (GO): cytosol; nucleus; spermatoproteasome complex
Molecular function (GO): peptidase activator activity; proteasome binding
Source: RefSeq, a predicted model, not a curated record
GGUCAGGAGAAAGACAGUCGAUACAGAUACACGCUUCGGGAAAAGUCCUUCUCAGGAUUAUUUUGCUUUAAACGUGUUAGCAUAUAAUUAUAUUGGGACAUGCUAUAUGUUCUUAGGCAAGAAAGGGAAAACAGAAUGACAUAGCGAGAAGAUCGUAUUUUUACUGGCUGAUUUUGGCCCUCAUUAACCUGUCGCACAAAUUCGAGUGUGGCUUGGGAGUUAUCGCUCGCUAUCUGAUCAACAAUAUUAUUUCGUUUGGGGCAACUGUAAUAUGAAAAAAGAGGUGUCUGACACAUUAGGUUUUGUCCCUCAAAAAGACAUUGUUUACAACAAACUUCUGCCUUAUGCGGACAAAUUAGAUGGAGAGUCAAACGAGAUCCUCGCUAGAAUCAAGGAGAACUUGGGACGGGCUGUAUAUCUUAGGGAAUUAUGGCCAGGAGUAUUGUUUUGGACAAGGAAACUUUCUACAUACCUGCGGCUGUAUGGCAGGAAGUUCAGCAAAGAGGACCAUGUGCUGUUCAUCAAGCUGCUGUACGAGCUGGUCACCAUUCCCAGGCUGGAGAUCAGCAUGAUGCAGGGUUUCGCCCGCCUCCUCAUCAACUUGCUCAAGAAGAAAGACCUGCUCUCAAGAGACGAUUUGGAGUUGCCAUGGAGACCUUUAUACGAUCUUCAUGAGAGGAUUCUUUAUUCCAAAACGGAACACCUGGGCCUUAACUGGUUCCCCAGUUCUCUGCGGCCACGUUCUACCUCUAAACAUAUAAUGGUUAAGCUUGCUCAGAGGUGUUCUGUGGACGGAUUACUGAAAGUCCUAGUGAAGACCUGCAGGCCGUACUUCCCUGAGUCGGCGACCCAGGAGAUGCUUGAUGAGUGGCGUCCGCUGCUGUGCCCGUUUGACGUCACCAUGCAGCGCGCCAUCAGCUACUUCGAGCUCUUCCUGCCCACCACAUUGCCCCCUGAGCUCCACCAGAAAGGCUUCAAGCUGUGGUUCGAUGAGCUCAUGGGUCUGUGGGUGUCUGUGCAAAACCUCCCCAGUUGGGAAGUGAGUCUUGUCAACCUUUUUGCUCGACUAGCCACUGACAACAUAGGAUACAUCGACUGGGAUCCUUAUAUACCUAAGAUCUUCACCAGGAUCCUGCGAAGCAUGAAUCUCCCUGUGGGCAGUAGUCAGAUGCUGGUGUCCAGAUAUGUGACUAAUGCUUAUGACAUCAGUCAUGUGGUCAUCUGGAUCGCAGCUCUUCUGGGAGGGCCCAGCAAACAGGCCCAGACUCAGCUGACAGGCCUCUUCAACAGCAUCAGCUCCUUCCUUCACCCCUCCAACCAUGGUCGCUGGCUGAUGAAGUUGAUGAAGCUGCUGCAGCGGUUGCCGGCGUGUGUGGUCCGGCGUCUCCACCGCGAGCGCCACCGAAGCCCGACGUGGCUGCCGCCUGUGCCCGAGAGCCACCGGCUCAGCGAGCAGGACAUCGACGACUUCGUGGAGAGCAUGAAGCAGCCCGUGCUGCUGGCCAUGUUCAGCAAGACGGGCAGUCUGGACGCCGCCCAGGCCCUGCAGAACCUCGCUCUCAUGAGGCCCGAACUCGUCAUCCCGCCUGUGCUAGAAAAGACGUACCCGGCCAUGGAGACGUUGAUCGAGCCGCAUCAGCUGACCGCCACCCUCAGCUGCAUGAUCGGCGUGGCGCGCAGCCUGGUGUCCGGCGGCGGCCGCUUCCCUGAGGGGCCCACGCACAUGCUGCCCCUGCUGAUGAGAGCCCUACCGGGCGUGGACCCCAACGACUUCAGCAAGUGCAUGAUAACAUUCCAAUUCAUAGCCACAUUUGCUACGCUUGUGCCUUUGGUGGACUGCUCCUCUGCUGUACAUGACCGAGAUGACCUUACACAGGUGGAGCGGGAGAUGUGCUCAGCAUCUGCUGAGUUUGAAGACUUCGUCCUACAGUUCAUGGACAGGUGUUUUGCCCUGAUUGACAGCAGCUCUCCGGAUCUCACACGAGAGGAGAUGGAGACUGAGAAGAUGACUCAUCUGGAGAGUCUGGUGGAGCUGGGCCUCUCCUCCACCUUCAGCACCAUCCUCACACAGUGCUCUAUGGAGAUCUUCAAGGUGGCCCUUGAGAAGGUCUUCAACUUUGCCACGACCAACAUCUUUGAGACGCACGUUUCUGGGAGGAUGGUGUCCGACAUGUGUAGAGCUGCUACCAAGUGUCACCCAGAGGAAUCUCUCAAGCUGUUUGUGCCACACUGCUGUAAUGCCAUAACCCAGAUCACAGCCAAUGAGGAGGUAAAGAAUGAGGAGGAGCUGGAUAAGGAGCUGCUGUGGAAUCUUCAGCUCCUGUCUGAGGUGACUCGUAUGGACGGGGACAAGCUGCUGCCCUACAGUGGGCAGCUGGUGCAGACCCUGCAGCAGACGCUGCACCUCAAGUCCAAGCAGGGCUACGGCCUGGCCUGCAACCUGCUGUACCACUGCCUGCGCGCCACCGCGCUCAUCUACCCCACCGAGUACUGCAGCAUCCCCGGGGGCUUCUGCAAGCCGCUCUCCGAGUACCUGCCCAUCAAGGACUGGGGUCGUCCGGGCGACCUGUGGAACCUAGACAUCCACUGGCACGUGCCCAGUAAGGAGGAGACGGCCUUCGUGUUCGAGGUGCUGGACCUUCUGCUGAAGCCUGAGCUCCAGCGCCUGGAGAGCUACGCCCAGGGAGAGCAGGACAUGAACAGGGACGAUGUCCUGCAGAGCCUGUCCAUCGUGCAGCACUGUCUCCUCGGAGCCGGAGGCGUCCUGCCCCCCUUGGUUGGAGAGCGAGUACCUGAGCUGGUUUGCAGCAUGGUGGAUCUGGAUGAAACCAGGUUGUACACAGGAGUGGAAUAUGACAUGUCCCGAGAGAACUACAGGGAGGUCAUCUGUAGAGUCAUGAAGCAGUUGCUGAAUCACAUCCUGGAGCACUCAGAAGAUGACACCAAAUCCCUGUUUGCCAUCAUCAAGAUCAUCAGUGACCUGCUGCAGUUCAAAGGCACGCACAAGCAUGAGUUUGACUCGCGCUGGAAGAGCUUCACACUGGUUAAGAAGUCCAUGGAGAAUCGGCUCCAUGGCAGCAAGCAGCACAUCCGGGCUCUGCUCAUUGACAGGGUCAUGCUGCAGCACGAGUUGCGCAACCUUACAGUGGAGGGCUGUGAGUACAGGAGUGUACAUCAGGACUUGCUCCGAGAUCUCCUGAGGUUGUCUACCAGCACCUACAGCCAGGUUCGCAGUAAAGCCCAGAAUGUGCUGUUCUCUGCACUGGGCACCUACAACUUCUGCUGCCGGGACCUCAUCCCCAGAGUCCUGGAGUUCCUGGAGCCCAACCGAGCCGACGUCACCCAGCAGCAGUUCAAAGGUGCCAUGUACUGUCUCCUGGGGAACCACAUUGGCGUGUGCCUGGCCAACCUGCAGUACUGGGACUGCAUCAGCCUCACCUGGCCGGCCAUCGUGCGCUCGGGCCGCAGCACGGCCAUGUCGCUGGAGAAGCCUUCCAUCGUGCGCCUCUUCGACGACGUCGCCGACAAGAUCCACCGGCAGUACGAGACCAUCGGGAUCGACUUCUCUAUCCCGGAGAGCUGCUAUAACGUGGCACAGCAGAUCUUGACCUCUGCCAGUCCAACGACGGGCCGAGCCGUCCCCUCAGAAGACGAAGUGCAGCAGGGCAUCCUCAAUCAGGAGGAGAAGAACAGAGACUCCCUCCAGAAAUACCAGCAGUUGGUCCAUGAUCUUCUGGACUGUGCGACCGACAGAAACCUGCCCUGGAAGUUUGAGCACAUCUCCAUCGGGUUCCUGUCACUGAUGCUGAGGGACGACCAUCCGCUCCCCGCUCCCGGCGUCCUCUUCUUCGUCAAGAGCCUCAACCACGACUCGCUUCUCGUGCGCAAGGUGGCCAUCUCAGCACUGGCUGGGAUUAUGAAGCAGCUGAAGAAGCCUCAUAAGAAAGUGCCCGUCAGUGCCCACGAGCUCUGCAAAGUGCCUGUGUCCGACGAGAUCAUCGCCGGUGACCGGCCAGACAACCAGUGGCUGAUGUAUGACAGCAGCAGUUUGCCGCGCUCCCAGCAGGACUGGGACAAGUGCUGCUUUGUGGAGAAGACCCACUGGGGUUACUACAGCUGGCCACAGAAGCUCAUGAUGUACGCACCUGCAGAGGAGCAGCCCAAACAAAGCCUUAACAGGGAGGAGAUGAACGAGAGGGAACAGAUCAUCUACGACCACUUCACUGACCCCGUGUUCAUCAACCAGCUCAUCCAGUUCCUGUCUCUGGAGGACCGCAAGGGCAAAGACAAGUUCAGUCCCCGCCGCUUCUGCCUCUUCAAGGGACUCUUCCGGAACUUCGGCGACGUCUUCCUGCCGGUGCUGGAGCCGCACAUGGAACGGCUGGUGUCCGACACCCAUGAGAGCCCCCAGCGCUGCGUGGCGGAGAUCAUCUCUGGCCUCAUCAGAGGCAGCAAACACUGGAGCUACAGCCAGGUGGAGAAGCUGUGGGCUUUGCUGUGCCCAAUGCUGCGCAAAGCUUUAUCCAACAUCACCGUGGAGACCUACGGAGACUGGGGCACCUGCAUCGCCACGGCCUGUGAGAGCCGAGACCCUCGUAAGCUCCACUGGCUGUUCGAGAUGCUGAUGGAGUCCCCGGUGAACGGAGAGGGAGGCUCGUUUGUGGACGCCUGCCGUCUGUACGUGCUGCAGGGAGGUCUGGCCCAGCAGGAGUGGCGAGUCCCGGAGCUCCUGCACCGCCUGCUGCAGUACCUGGAGCCCAAACUCACGCAGGUCUACAAGAACGUCAGGGAGAGGAUAGGCAGCGUGCUCACCUACAUCUUCAUGAUCGACGUGAACCUGCCGCGCAUUCACGAGACGGCGUCCCCGCGCACCUCCGAGUUCGCCGAGCGCAUCCUGGCGCGCCUGCGGCCGCUGAUGGAGGGCGACGAGGAGAUCCAGAACCACGUGAUCGAGGGCGGCGGAGAGGGGGAGCAGGACGAGCGGACGCAGGCCAUCAAACUCCUGAAAACCGUGCUGAAGUGGCUGAUGACCAGCGCGGGGCGCUGUUUCACCUCGGCCACCCCUGAGCAGCUGCAGCUGCUGCCUCUCCUCUUUAAGAUUGCUCCGGUGGAGAACGACGACAGCUACGACGAGAUGAAGCAGGAUGCGAAGACGUGCCUGACGCUCAUCUCCCAGGGGCUGCUCUUCCCCGAGGACAUCCCCCAGGUGCUCAGCGUCCUAGACAAGAUUGCGGGCAACUGUUCGUGGCAUGCACGCUACACGGUGCUCAGCUACCUGCAGAUCAUGGUGUUCUACAACCUGUUCACCUUCAUGAGCGACAGGAAGGCAGUCGGUGACGUGCGAGCGCUGGUCAUCCGACUGCUGGAGGACGAGCAGCUAGAGGUGAGAGAGAUGGCGGCCACCACCCUCAGUGGCUUCCUCCAGUGCAACUUCCUGCGCAUGGACGCCGAGAUGCAGGCCCACUUUGAGGCGCUCAGCAAGACCCGACUGCCCAAGCGCAAGCGGCGGGAGCUGGGCUCAGCCGUUGACACCAUCCCCUCUGCUGACUUGGUGCGUCGGCAUGCGGGUGUGCUGGGCCUGAGCGCCUGCAUCCUCUCCAGCCCGUACGACGUGCCCACUUGGAUGCCACAGCUGCUCAUGGACCUCAGCAUCCAUCUGAACGACACGCAGCCCAUAGAAAUGACUGUAAAGAAGACGCUGACCAACUUCCGCCGGACGCAUCACGACAACUGGCAGGAGCACAAGCAGCAGUUUACGGACGACCAGCUGGUGGUGUUGACAGACCUGCUUGUCUCCCCAUGCUACUACGCAUAGUGCUUAGAACUUGAAGAAACUUUGAAGUUGUUUUUGUUUUGUUUUCUAAUGGACUCUUGUUGAUCGACUGAAGAGGAGUUCUGGAGAUGACCUUGCCUCUGCGUCAGCACUGGUCAGACUAGCUGCUGAGAGACCACACCAGCACUCGUGAUGCAGAUCGGGCAGAAUCAUCUCUGACUGCUUCAAAUACACAAACGAGAGAUGAUCUGAUUGUUUCUGAACCCUAGCAAUAAAUUGAUAUUUUUUCUAUAUACUUAAUAUUUAAGGAUUAUGCAAAGCAGGGGUACAAGACCUGCAUUAUGUAAUAUGCUGUACAGUUUUUCCUUCUGUCUUGAUCUGCUAUUGUGAAUUUGUGUGGGUGUGUGUGUGUGUGUCUGUGUGUGUGUGUGUGUGUGUGUGUGUGUGUGUGUGUGUGUGUGUGUGUGUGUGUAUGUAUGUGAGUGUGUAUCUGUGUGCGUGUCUGGAUGUUUGUGCACAGUUAUGUGCACAGCAGUGUUUUGUCAGUAGAUCCAACAUGUAUGGAUUUUCGAGCACAGUGUUUUGCAAACACCUCACUGCUGACAUUGAAUUUGUGGGCAUCUAUCAGUUGUUAAAAUAUUUGUAUCGAGUCACUGGUAUGCAUACAUGUGACUAUACUGUAUUACAUGAAUAUAUUAGAGCCACACGCACAGUAUUUAUUAUUGAUAUGAAGUGCAAUAUUAGGAAGAACUGCUGGUGUUUUUCUUCUUUAUUUUUUUGUUUUGUUUUGAGAAUGAUUUGCAGGUUUAGUCUGAUGACGGUUUUAUUAGAUUCAGCAUGAGCUGCUGCAUGCUGUAGAGAGGGCAGUUUACCUCAGCGAUACACUGAGAAAAGCAUGCCACUUGUGGUUAGAAAUGUUUUCUAAAAAAAGAAAGAAAAAAAAAACACUGCAAAUGUAUGGGCAAACCAUAUAAAUGUCCAAAUGACUCCCAGUGAAUUUCCCAAAGUACUUGGCAUUUUUUUUUAUUAUUAGAUUUAUUAUUAUUAUUAUUAUUAUUAUUAUUAUUAUUAAUGAUAGUGAGAUUACUUCAUUUUCCUGUUUGCGACUUGCAGAAAACACUGAAAAGUGUGUUUAGUUUAGUACCCGACAAGCGCAAUGUGUAGGUUAGUGCCAAAACCACUUUUCAGAGGUUUUGUUUGUUUUCUCCCAUUUUAGAAUUCCUAUCACAAUUUGCUUUUAUUUAAAUGAAAACCGAUUGUAAAUGUGUUUGUAAUAAAGAACUGUAUGGCA